CCAUAGCAUCGAAGGGCGACCUAGAAGGGCGGGGAGGGAUGAGUCCACGUGGUAAUAAUUAUAAUUUUGGUGAACAAAAAGCUACAAUGUCUAAAUCAAGACAAGCUCUCCAUGCUGGUAGCUGGUACAGCAAUGAAGGCCCAGUACUGGACAAGCAGCUGGAGGAUUGGCUGGGGAAGGCAGAUCUCAUACACACACCAGCUAGAGCCAUUAUUGCUCCUCAUGCAGGUUAUGCAUACAGUGGUCCGUGUGCUGGAUAUGCGUACAAGCAGAUUGACCCCUCCACAGUUAAGCGUGUGUUCAUCCUUGGCCCCUCCCACCACGUGUACUUACCCGGCUGUGCUCUCUCUUCUCUCACACAUUACCACACACCUCUAUAUGACCUGGAGAUAGACCAACACAUAUAUUCUGAGCUGAGGGGGAGUGGAGAGUUUGAGGUCAUGUCACAAGAUAUGGACGAGGCAGAGCAUAGCAUCGAGAUGCAUCUCCCUUAUGUUGCCAAGGUGAUGGAGAGUAGGCGUGACAAGUUCACUGUUGUACCGAUACUUGUGGGGUCAUUAAAGGUCAAAGGUGAAGCAGAGUACGGGAAACUAUUCAGCAAAUAUCUACUGGACCCAGAGAAUCUAUUUAUAGUAUCCUCCGACUUCUGUCACUGGGGCAAGAGGUUCAACUACACUCGCUACAACAAAGCUGAUGGUCCCAUUCAUGCUUCUAUAGAGGCAAUGGACCAUGUGGGUAUGGAUAAGAUAUCAGCUCUGGACAGUGUGGGAUUCACCUCUUAUCUUGAGGAGACUAGGAACACCAUCUGUGGACGUCACCCCAUAGCUGUCCUACUACAUGCAGUGGAUGAUAUCACCUGUCAUCAUGAUGAGCUCCAGUUCUCACUCAAGUGGGUCAAAUACGACCAAUCAAGUGCUUGCAAGUCACUCUCUGAUAGCUCAGUUAGUUACGCCUCCGCUUCCCUCACCAUAGCAACCAAACAAUGACUCAGAGAAUAUAACCACAUGCUCUCAUUUCAUAAUGGUUGUAUUAUAUGCUCAAUAUUAUAAUAAUUAUAAUUUUAUUAUA
Messenger RNA from Halichondria panicea, 1068 nucleotides. Its product is annotated as protein MEMO1-like. Bases 39 to 986 code for a protein of 315 amino acids. Lineage: Eukaryota; Metazoa; Porifera; Demospongiae; Suberitida; Halichondriidae. The transcript is spliced from 8 exons. The record is from RefSeq and is a predicted model, not a curated record.